AUGGUCGCAGGCUGCCCACCUUCUGUUCUCGCCGAUAUUGGGUGUAUCGUUGAUGGCGACCUUGCCUCGAGCUCCUGCCAGGCCCUGGUCUGCGACGGCAAGGCGGUGGCCGACUUCGUCACUUCCUGCACUCACAUUCUCGUCUGUGCUCCUCUCUACUCUACAGUCUAUGCCGCUGUAUUCAACUCCGUCAUUGCUACUUUUGAUACCACUAUGGCCACGGCAGCGGUCGGCGCUGGUGGUGGGGUCCCUGCGAUCACUGAGUCCGACAACCACCCCGGUUUUUCCUACCCUGAUAGUGGACCCUAUGGACGAGCCCAGCCCAACGACGCUGAGAGCACGGACGAGUUCGAGACGCAGUUGGAGAAUGCUGUUGCGGAGGGUCGAGACCGGAUAGAACGGCAGACGAGGAGACGGGGCCGACCAGCAACGGCCAGCUGUGGUAGCAGUGGUACCAUAAGGAGCCGACCCGCCACAGCUGCUCACCAUGAUCGAUCCGACACUGCCUCUACGAAGAAGUCUCUGAGGGAUUGCCAUUCUGCCAGCACUAACGCUUUUGAGGAUGUGCUCGACUACUACAACUCUGCGAAGCGAGCAUCGUCUCGAGAGAGGCUGCCUCCUAGCUCGACUAACGCUAAGAAGAUGCGGCGCCCGGCUAGUGCGGUGUGCCUGAGAGGUGACCCGCAUCGCUGCUGCCCCACCGCUGACCGCCUCCUAGUCGGAUCUGCCAAGAGCCUCCGUCGGCCAGUGAGCGCCUCUUCGAAGGUCUUCGGGGUAGCCCGCAGCAUGUCGGCUGUGCCCAAGUCGCUGGAGGGGACGAGCCUAUCUAGAGUUCAAAGUGGAGCUCUUCGCAGGUGUCCGGGGGUGCCUGGCAUCCGACCGGGCAUCUCUCUCGAUAGGUCGAAGUCCUCUGCAGAGUACAUUCGAAUGUACGAGGCCAAGCAACGUGAGGAGCAGCUGAGGUUGGCUGCGCUGAUAGAAAAGACCAAUCACGAAGCAGAGUUCGCCCUACUGCGCAAGAUGGCGGAGGUCAACCGAAUUCUGCAGUCGGAGAGAGAUACAGGGGAAGCGAUCGUGUAUAAGAUGCUUGAGACUCCAGUGAAAGGGGAGAAGAUAGGGUGUUAUGUUGGCUCUCAACUGGUGGGGAAGCUAUCUGUGGAUGCUUUCGAGAGGAAGUACAAGGCCCUGAUGAGCUCCAAGACAAAUACUAACCUAGCACCAGCUGGAAACUCCCCAACCAUUGAUAAAUCCGCCCUAGUCCAGACGCGGCUGUCCCCGGCUGAGCAGGCGAACCGCCAGAGUGAAAUUCGUAAGAUCUUGAUCCAGACGAUGCGGCUAACAUCGAAGUUACGGGAACAGCUCAAGGUAGUCAAGGAGAGUAACCCACAUGCACGGAGGCUCUUUGAGGCCGUGAGGCGAUUCCUACAAUCACCAGCAGUGGUCCCCCGGAAGGUCUCAGACUGGGAGGAAGGUCAGCUGAUGGCAAUGAUAAGCUCCGUGAAGAACCCUCCUCAUGGCAGCUUCCAGGUCACCAAGUGGGAGGUCAGUACUGACCUUGAAGGGCUGGGGUCCACCCGUGGUCAGAUGCUCCAGCUCUUGGGCACCGAGCAUCUACUAGAGUGGGACCAGAUCUUCGCUUUGCUGAGGGAAGAUAGCGAGCUGAAUGCUGGGAAAGGGCCAUCAGUAUCAACCCUCGAGGUGGCCUCUCUCUGCAUCCUAGCUAACAGUAGGUUGGAUGCGCAUUCGAAGUUAACUACUCUGCUCAGCCUUUUUGACUGGGAUGAUGCGAAGGCCUUCGCCGAAGCUGACUUGGUCCUCACGGCACAGACAACAAUCUCUGUUCUCCGUAAGGGCAUGCGGAAGCUGGUCUCUCGUGGAGGUCCUAUGGUGUUGGACAUGAUCUCUAUAUCUGAGAGCCGCCCCAGCAGUCGUGAGGAUGCCUCUGAGACUACCGAUGAUGGAGAGGAAGUGGCCGCAGUAGGAGCAUAUGCCCUAGAUGCUCGGCAGUCCCCGCAUGGGAAUGAGGACGGCGGACGGACCUCCAGGACUGCAGUGAAUACUCUGACUACCCUUGAGGGUCAGCUGCGUCUGGCUUGGCUCUAUCGCUCGGCUGUUAUCUCUACACUGAAGCAGCAACUUGAUGCCGUGGUUGAUUACCCUUCUGGGGCUGCGCUGGUCUGCGUAGAGGUUUUGGGAUCACUCGAGAGGGAUGUGAUCUCGGCAGAGGGAAAUGCGGUAGCUCUGCUGCGUGGUGCCCUUGCUACCUUGUCCGAGGUUGUGGCGGAAGAGGCCAGUGCCGACGAGCUACUGGUGGAGACAGCCCGAGCAGUCCUCGACGCGGCCCUUCUCCGUAGAGCUGCUGUCGAUACUCCACUGCAGCAGUCUACUCCUACUCGCGAGGCUGAUGAGGCGAGAGCUCGUGGUCUCGAUCUUGCUGUUGCCAAGCUCGAGGACCUCCUCCAUCGAGUUGCCGACGAUACGACCGGGGCUUCCCUGAGCAAGUGGAUCCGUGCGGACAUAGAAGCUGUAUCACCGCACACUGGCGGCUACCAGUGUAACGUACGUCGUCGAGUGGUGCAGACCUUCAUGAGGUUACGGGCUGAUGAGAAGACUGUGCUUGAAGGAGUAUUAGCUGCAAUCAAGGUGCUGGGCGACGAGGUGCGGCGGAAACAGGAGAGCAAAGCAGGCAACGUGGGUCAGAGUGAUGACCAUCUUUCUCAGAAGAUAGAGACGGCCUGCUUGACUGUGUUCACGGAGUGCUCUCUCGACGCGGCGUUGGAUGAGGCCUCGACCGCUUCCCUGUCCAUAUCGGCGGCGAGCGCCUUUGGGUUCGGCUCGGAUGCUUUCUCGAUGAACCCCUUCAAAGUGGUCGAUGUAUUGAGGGAGAUGUUGACUCGUAUGGAAAGCCUUGCGGGGCUGGGGCUCGAGGACGCCGUUGCUAAGAUGAAAUCCUUUGAGCUUGAUGGAGACCGAAGUGCUCCGGGUCAUGCCGAUAGAGGGAAGAAGUUUACUAUACGGGCCAAGCAGGCUGCAUGCGCCAAUGGGUGGCCGUCCUCUGAGGGCUUUGAGGAAGUACUGGAAAGCCUCAGCCGGAGGCCACCGAAGACUGCCGAUGUUAAGAAGGCUAUUGUUGAUGACCUCGUCGAUGUGCUCAGAGGUCACUCAGGAGAGGAUCCAGUCGUGGUCGCUCGGCGGCAUUGCCAUAGAAGGCUCUGCCGUGCCCACCGUGUUGUCUACGAGCUGCUUGCCCUUGGCCUGCUUGCCGAGCCCUUGAAUCCGAUCGCAGAUUCUCGACUAGCUGCUGCUAUCCCCCCUCCCUUCAGAGGGGCUGGCUCUCCUACGGUCAUCUUCGACUCUGCUCGCCGGGUGCGGUGUGGUCGCCAUGCUCAGAUGGCGUGGUUUGUGGGGGCUCUCAACGUAUCAGCACUCCUCGAGAACGAGAGGCUUGGGAGGCCUCUGGAAGCCGUGUCAGUCAGUCGUCGUGCUGGCGAGGCGAAGCUCUUGCAGGCUCUGUGCGAGAGGAAGCUCAUGGAGUUAUUGGGAGGUCUCACAGAACUCGUUGAGGAAAUGCAAGAUUGCAAGAUUGCUGCAUUAGAGCAGUAUAUUGAGGACUGUUUCACCCAAGAUCUAGGCAGAUCUGAAGUCCUUUCUCCCGAUGUGACCCGCAAGGUUCGGCAGAUGUCUUCCUCCGGUCGUGGCAUUGAGGAAGUGGAAUGUCCACCGGAGCUGCACACGUGGGGACGGGAGGCAUUCGACGCCAUCCAGGGUCCAGAGGGCUUUCCCCGCGGUCGGGCCGUGGCGACCGCAUUAUGCCCAAGUGAUGAUGAUCAGACUUUUAGGGAGUUCGGUACCGCCCUGAGAUGGUGGGUGACGGCACUGUCGAGGCAACUAGAGCUCGCCCUGGUCUUUGCUGAGGCUGGGCUAGAGAGGGAGGGAAGUGAGCAGGGAGAAUUGGAGGAGACCUUCAAAGGGAAAGUCUCUGAUGCCGUCCUGCGAUACAUGGAAGUAGUAGGAGCUGUUAUGGAGGACCUUCCUGCUGGCCUGAUAGAUGGGAACACUGCGAACAUCGGUCAUGAAGAGAGCUGCGGAGGCAGAUGUGGAUCGGCUCGUUGA
This is a messenger RNA of Perkinsus marinus ATCC 50983, 4113 nucleotides long. RefSeq lists its product as hypothetical. The coding region runs from base 1 to 4113 and encodes 1370 amino acids. The transcript is spliced from 25 exons. NCBI's taxonomy places the organism in Eukaryota, Perkinsozoa, Perkinsida, Perkinsidae. The record is from RefSeq and is a predicted model, not a curated record.